CACAUGACGUAACGUCAGGUUUGUUGUCAAGCAAGCCUGCAACCCGUCCGCUACAGCUGUUGAACAAGGCAUUUGGUAACUGGUGUGUGCGCAGCCUCAUCGUCUGUCGGCAGGUCAACAUGGGUCGCAUCUUCCUCGACCACAUUGGAGGUUCUCGAUUGUUCUCGUGCGCCAGCUGCGACACCAUUCUGACGAACCGCAGCGAGCUCAUCAGUACGAGAUUUACUGGCGCCACGGGAAGGGCGUUUCUCUUCAACAAAGUGGUCAAUCUCAACUACAGUGAGGUGCAGGACCGAGUGAUGCUCACCGGCCGGCACAUGGUGCGUGACGUCUCCUGCAAGAACUGCGACACCAAACUAGGCUGGGUGUACGAGUUUGCCACCGAGGAGGGCCAACGGUACAAGGAGGGUCGCGUCAUUCUCGAGAGGGCGCUCGUCACCGAGAGCGAUGGCAUCGAGGAGCACAUGGCCAACUGACCCGCCUCGGCACCGCCCUACUACUAAGGCACUAAUGGUCAUGCACACAACAUUGCCCGUACUAGAAUAUCCCUCUGUUGCCGUGGACAUUGUUCCCGAAUGGGAAGGGCCAUGAGAUUUCAUAUGCGGGGAGCAAAAUACUUUGGUACAAAAUUUGCAGACAUAUUUUCAUUUGUGCCGUGUAGAAUUCUACAAACUUGCAGCAAAGACCGGUGAGGGAAAAAAAGAAAAGGAAAGUGUGCAAUGUCAUGUUUUAUGUUAUGGGCUACGUCAAUGAUGGUAACAGGAUCACUUACCAUGCAUGUUCUGUACAUAAUUGCCUCCAUACAUAGGUAUUAUUGAGGCUGCAACUUUGUGAACACCUCAUCUUAAAGUAGAGCAGCAACACAAACUUAGUGCGUAUUCGUUUUUUUUUUAUUACGUGGCAGAGUAAAAAUUACUAUUGUAGGAGCUUUCUGGAAGAGCAAACAAAACCCAAAGGUCUACUGCACAAUUUAGCAUUCGCAAUGCGAAUAGAAGGUAGGUAGCAUAAACAAGUAGAAGUGCAGAAAAUCUUCUUGUCUUAUGUGCAUGUGCUUGCUUUACCUAAAGUUGAUAGUGCCCUUGACUCGCAGCCAGAUUAGGACCAUGUUCACAGGUGCUAAUUUGAGCAGUGUCAAAGCCUAUGUUAUAUCUGGUUGAAACCCUGUGCACUGGCUCAACAUAGAAAAAGCCACGGUACCCAACUAAAGCACUAGCGACCUGGAAUGCUAAAAAAUGACCACUUUCUAAGAAAACUUCUCACUUUUUCAAGCACCAUCGCAAAGCUCACAUUGUCACCAUCUACGUCAGUACAGGUUAGUCAUAUUUACUGUAAAACGUGCGCUUGAUUUUUGUGGUUUGGUCAUGUUUCUACCUCUCUGGAGAAUUUGCCUUGAAAAUGUUACAAACUGAAUUUUACUUUGUUUUUCUUGAGCAGAAGCUGUCUGUGUGUAUAUAUAUAUAUAUAGUAAACAAGUCAAUGACAUCA
Rhipicephalus microplus (southern cattle tick) is the source of this 1485-nucleotide messenger RNA. Its product is annotated as yippee zinc finger protein. NCBI's taxonomy places the organism in Eukaryota, Metazoa, Arthropoda, Arachnida, Ixodida, Ixodidae. The record is from RefSeq and is a predicted model, not a curated record.